AUGGCAACAUCUGGACCGAAAACGAGUUAUAUUCUGGAAGAUAAUAAAGAUAAUAAAGUAUCAUCACUGACAAAGAGUUCGCUGAAUGCAAAAGAUUCAAAGGUCAGUAGGCAGUGUAAUGAACGGAAUUGCUGUUGGGAUGAGAAUGAUAGAGUGACGGAAGGAAGAGAAAUGAAUCGUCGUCAUCAAGCAGAGCGAGACAAACAGAUAAACGGAGCAGUAUGCCCUCUCUGGAGGACACCGAACAUUGAGGAUAGUGACACCUACACGAAAGCGCUACGUGCAUCGUGA
Cercopithifilaria johnstoni is the source of this 291-nucleotide messenger RNA. Lineage: Eukaryota; Metazoa; Nematoda; Chromadorea; Rhabditida; Onchocercidae. The record is from the annotation of a GenBank genome assembly.